GGAGAAAUCUGCUCUCAGGCCUCCAGGGGUCAGUGCCAGUUCUAUACCACCUCCCUCGGUCAUCUCCCUUUCUUCCAGCCUUCUUUCUACCCUAGCUAGUCAAGGGAGUGUACUCGGCUCCGAUUUUUAAGGUCCUGUCCUGGGAGACUAACGCACCUGGCCACGCCCACACGGAGAAGAGUGGGAGAACCGUUUGGUUCUCCCUGCCCACCUUUGUGACCACUCAGACCCGAGGCCCAUAAUUGAAAACGCUCACGUUGCCGGGUCUAGUCCUCGCGGUAGCGCGCUCUCCACCCGGCAGGCGGCGCUGUGGGCUGGCGGGCUGUGUCCGCCCAGCGAUCCGGUCUGGGAGGCCCGUGCGGCCGCCACCGCCGCACGUGCAGCCGCUGCUGGCCGUGGUGGCUCCGCUUCGCCAGAAGCUGCGGCCGGGCGGCGGCCAUGGCGACGACUGCCGCGGGGACGCCCGUGUUCCUGGAGGUGCGGACACAGCUGCGGAGCGCGCUGCUGAUCCUGGGGGAGCCUAAAGAAGGAGGUACGCCCAUGGAUAUUUCUAUAACACCAUCAUCACUCCAGGUGAAGACCCCUGCAGACUGCACAGAGCUCCGGCUUCCAGCAGAGGUCAGGCUUGUACCUUCCUCUUGCCGAGGGCUGCAGUACGUGGCUGGAGAUGGGCUGCACCUGCGGCUGCAGGUGUGGGCAGAAUCCAACGCCAAACUGAUUUCCAUGUUUAAUCAAAGCUCACAAGCCCGAGAAUGCUGUACAUUUUAUUGCCAGUCCUGCGGUGAAGUCAUAAUAAGGGACAGGAAGCUCCUCAGGGUGCUCCCAUUGCCGAGUGAGAACUGGGGAGCUCUAGUUGGAGAAUGGUGUUGUCAUCCUGACCCCUUUGCUAAUAAGCCACUUCAUCCACAAGAGAAUGACUGUUUUAUUGGAGACUCUUUCUUCUUGGUGAAUUUAAGAAGUGAUUUAUGGCAGCCAAGACCUGAACUAGCCCCAGUGGAGACACACUGUCUUUCUUCUGAGAACCAUUUUAAAUUGAAACCAAAGGCAAAUACCAAAGUAAUUUGUAAGCGUUGCAAGGUAAUGUUGGGAGAGACCAUGUCAUCAGAAACCACCAAGUUUUAUAAGACAGAGAUAAUUAUUCAGCCAUCUGAAAGAAAUUUUCCCAUCAUACCAAGGUCCCAGUUUGUACAGAGUGUUAUCGCCCAGUGUCUGGUGGAACUCUCCACUGCAAGAAGCACUUUUAGAUUCACUAUUCAAGGUCAUGACAGCAAAGUGUACAUCUUGCUAUGGCUUUUAAACUCAGACAGUUUGGUGAUUGAAUCUUUGGGAAGUUCCAGAGGUAUCACAAAAUUCCCCCUGUUGGAAGACAUCUUAAAGGCAGAUUCCAGUUCUGCCUGGAAUGCUGUCAAGGUCCUCUACCAGCCAUGCGUCAAAAGCAGGAAUGAAAAGCUUUCCAGUGCAUGGGAAAGUGACAUCAGCAUCCACACUCUAACCCUGCCCUCUGCAACCUGCUUAGAGCUGCUGCUGAUAUUAUCCAGGAACAACGCCACGCUACCUCCAUCGCUUCGCUAUAUGAAUUCCUUUCAGGUUCUUCCCUCAUCACUUUGACCCUCCUCUGGAUUUUUAUCAGGACAUGGUCACAGUAAGACAAACAGGACAGAACAGCAUAUGUGGUCUGAUCAACAGGAAGACCUCCUUCCUAGUAGGCAGCUAAUUGUCAAUGAGGUGGCAAAUGAGAGUUAAGGUGUUAACUAGUUGCUUAAGUUAUCCCGUAGCUACUGAAUGUAACAUUGAACUUAUCUAUGACUCUUGACAAUGGAAAAAUACUCAUAAGCUCUCUGAGGCUUGUGAGAUGGCCACGUGCAUUGCUGAGAAAUGAGUAAACAUGGGUUGGCUCUACCUCUGAAGUAUUGUGGCUGUAUCCUAAGAUAACUUCAGGAUCAGUGUAUAUUGCUUGAUAUACCUCUGGUAAAACAAGAUGUGGAUUUUCCUAUGAAGUAUACCUCAGGAAAUUGUUUGUAAAAAUUGCUCCAAGGGAAUGCUUCCAAACUCAUUUUACAAGGCCAGCAUCCCCCUGAUACUAAAACCAGACAAGAAUACCACUAGAAAAGAAAAUUAUCGGUCGAUAAUCCUGAUGAACAUAGAUUCAGAAGUCCUCAACAAAAUAUUAGCAAACCAAAUUCAACAUACAUUAAAAGGAUCAUACACAUGACCAGAUGGCAUUUCUUCCAGGGUUGCAAGGAUGGUUCAGCAUCUGCAAAUCAGUGUUAAUACACCACAUUAACAAAAUGAAGGAUAAAAAUUAUAUGAUCAUUCAAUAGAUUUAGAAAAAGCAUUUGACAAAAUUCAACAUCCAUUUAUGAUAAAAACUCUCAAUAAAGUGUGUAUAGAGGGAACAUAUCUCAAGAUAAUAAAGGCCAUAAUAUGGCAAGCGCACAGCUAACAUUAUACUCAAUGAUAAGAUCAGAAAUAAGAUAGCGAUGCUCACUGUCCCCUCCCCACCCACCCACUAUGUUCAACAUAGAAUUGGAAGUCCUAGCCAAAGCAGUUAGGCAAGAGAAAGAAAUAAGAAGGAUCCAAAUUAGAAAGGGAAAGAAGUAAAACUAUUUGCAGAAGAUAUAUCACAUAGAGAAAAUCCUAAAGAGUCUACCAAAAACUGGAAGAAUUAGUUGCGGGAUACAAAAUCACUAUACAAAAAUCUGUUGUGUAUCUAUAUACUGAUAACAAACUAUCAGAAAGAGAAAUUAAGAAAACAAUCCCAUUUCCAAUUGCAUCAAAAAGAAUAAAAUACCUAGGAAUAAAUUUGGUCAAGGUAAACGACCUAUAUACACUGAAAGCUCUAAGACAUUAAUGAAAGUAAUUGAAAAAGAAAUAAAUGAGCAGAUAUUUUGUGCUCAUGAAUGGGAAGAAUUGAUAUUGUUAAAAUAUCCAUACCACCCAGUGCAACCUACACAUUCAAUACAACCCCUGUCAAAAUUCCAACGACAUUUUUCACAGAACUAGACAAAGAAUUCUUAAAUUUGUGUGGAAUCACAAAGGACCCUGAAUAGCCAAAGUAAUCUUGACAAAUAAGAACAAAGCUAGAAGUAUUAUACUUCUGAUUUUAAACUAUAUUACAAAGUUAUAGUAAUCAAAACAGACACAUAGAUCAGUGGAACAGGAGAGAGAGUCCAGCAAUAACCCAUGUAUAUAUGAUCAAUUAAUUUAUGACAGAGAAGCCAAAAAUAUACAAUGGGAAAGUCUCUUCAAUGAAUGAAAUGUAAUAUGGGGACAGUCUCUUGAGUGAAUGUUGGGAGAACUGGACAGCCACAGCAAAAGAAUGAAACUGGACCAUCUCAAAACUCAAAAUGGAUUAAACACUUGAAUGUAAGGCCUGAAACCAUAAAACUCCUAGAAGAAAACAUAGCCAGUAAGUUCCUUGACAUUGGUCUUUGUGAUGGAUGGUUUGUCUUUUUUUUUUUUUGAGAGAGAGUGAAUGUGAGCAGAGGAGGGGCAGAGGGAGAGGGAUAGAGAGAAUCUUAACCAGGUUCAACACCCAGCAUGGACACAGGACUCAAUCUCACAACCAUGAGAUCAUGACCUGAUCUGAAAUCAGGAGUCAGAUGCCCAACUGACUGAGCCACCCAGGCACCCCAGUGAUGAUUUUUUCAUCUGACACCAAAAGCAAAAAUAAACAAGGGGAUCUACAUUAAACUGAAAUGCUUCUGCACUGUAAAGGAAACCAUCAACAAAAUGAAAAGGUAACCUAACUAAAUGGGAGAAAAUAUUUGCAAAUCAUAGAUCUGGUUAAUAUCCAAAAUAUAUAAAUAAUUCAUACAGCUCAGUAGCAAAAAAACCCACUCUAAUUAAGAAAUGGGCAAAAAGUCUGAACAGACAUGUUUCCACAGAAGUCAUAUGGAUGGCCAACAGGUACAUGAAAAGAUGCUCAGCAUCAAAAGUCUUCAAUAAAUUUCAUAUUAAAAAAAUAAAAAUAAAUUAAAAUUAAAAUAAAAAAAUAACUUCAAAAGUCUUCAGAGAAAUGCAAAUUGAAACUACAAUGAGCUAUCAUCUCACACCUGUUAGGAUGGCUAUCAUCAAAAAUAUAAGAAAGAACCAAGUGUUGGCAAGGAUGUGGAGAAAAGGGAACCCUUAUGCACUGUUGGUGGAAUUGUAUAUUGGUGUAGCCACUGUGGAAAACGGAAACCUGUUGGCCGAAAAUUUAAAAACAGAACUACCAUAUGAUCCAGCAAUUCCACUACGGGGUGUUGAUCCAAAGACAAUGAAAACAUUAACUCAAAAAGAUAUAUGCAUCCCCAUGUUCAUUGCAGCAUUAUUUACAAUAGCCAAGAUAUGGAAACAAACUAAUGGUCCAUCUGUGGAUGAAUGGAUAAAGAAGUUGUGGGGUAUGUAUGCAAUUCAACCAUUAAAAAAGAAUAUAACUCUAUUGUUUGUGACAACACGGAUGGACCUAGAGGGGAUUAUGCUAAGUGAGAUAGAGAUAGACAAAUACCAUAUGAUUUCAUUUAUAUGUGGAUUAUAAAAGACAAAACCCAAACCAAAGAUAACCAACCUCAUGGGUACAGAGAGGGCAAACUGGGUGGAGGUGAUCAAAAGGUACAAAGUUCCAGGUAUAAAAUAGGUAAGUCCUGGGGAUAUAGUAUACAGUGUAGUGACUAUAGUUAAUAAUACUAUAUUGCAUAUUUGAAAGAUGCUAACAGAUUAGAUCUUAAAAGUUCUCAUCACAAGAAAAAAAAUUUUUUGUAACUGGGAUGGUGAUGGAUGUUAACUAGACUUAUUGUGAUGAUCAUUUUGCAAUGUAUAUAAAUACGAAAUCAUGUUUUACACCUGAAACUAAUAUAAUGUUACAUGUCAAUUAAACCUCAAUUAAAAGUAUUUUUUAAAUAACUGCUCCAUUCUAAUUCACAACCAUAUUCUCCUUGU
Panthera uncia (snow leopard) is the source of this 4920-nucleotide messenger RNA. It is a transcript of the gene UBE3D, whose product is annotated as ubiquitin protein ligase E3D. The transcript is spliced from 10 exons. Gene Ontology annotation, biological process: protein polyubiquitination; protein monoubiquitination; proteasome-mediated ubiquitin-dependent protein catabolic process. Gene Ontology annotation, molecular function: ubiquitin conjugating enzyme binding; ubiquitin protein ligase activity; cyclin binding. Gene Ontology annotation, cellular component: nucleus; ubiquitin ligase complex; cytosol. NCBI's taxonomy places the organism in Eukaryota, Metazoa, Chordata, Mammalia, Carnivora, Felidae. The coding region runs from base 439 to 1608 and encodes 389 amino acids. The record is from RefSeq and is a predicted model, not a curated record.